Apis dorsata (giant honeybee) is the source of this 2770-nucleotide messenger RNA. RefSeq lists its product as uncharacterized. Bases 123 to 2456 code for a protein of 777 amino acids. The record is from RefSeq and is a predicted model, not a curated record. The transcript is spliced from 2 exons. Lineage: Eukaryota; Metazoa; Arthropoda; Insecta; Hymenoptera; Apidae.
AAUCGGCUCGUAAGACGAUCUCGACGCCGAUUUUGCAGGCGAGCGGUGACAACGUGAGAAACGAUUACAGAAAUGUGAGAAGCCGAGCGUACGUGAAAAAUGCAAAGAAGAAAAGCGACUCGAUGACGAAGAAGAACGACAUUAUCCUGAAACAAUCGUCCUCGUUCAUCGCAACCAACUCUGAAUUACCGAUCGUCGAUAUAUCGGCGUUCGAUUACGACGCGUACCGGUUCAAAUUGGUAGAGACGGCACUUAGGAAGCAGUACAACAAUUAUCAGCCACCUGGCGACGUUGUCAUGAAUUCCAUUCACUUGAACAACAACGAUUCCACGAUCGCUUUGAGACUGAACAAUCAGUAUCACCACAGCCUGUUCGACUUUGUGGAGGAAUAUUACGACGCGACCAAGGGUAUGAGCAAAAAGGAAACCGAGUAUUUGCAUCCAUUGGAUCAUUUUCUGAUAAAGGGAACGCAGAAGCCGGAAACGGUGGAGAAGGAAACGGAAACGAAGCACGUGGAGAUGGUCGAUGUUGGUGGACAGGAUGAAAGAUCGCCCAAGAUUUCGUUUUACGAUGAUACCGUUGUGGAUGGCUCGAUACAAAGGAGACAAGACUCGAUCGUUAAGGGAGGCUUGAAAUCGUCAAAACCGAGGCCAUCGAGCGCGGGAGCCGACUCGACCACUUCGAGGAUAUCAACGUUGCCACGGUCCACGAUCAAGAAGAGCGCGACGAAAUUCUCCAGGACGAAUUCGAGCACCGAUUCGGGAAGCUCGAAGCGGGAAACGUUCUUCUUCAACUCGCACAGACGCGAGGACAAAAUUCUGUCGUUCAUCGACGGAGUCGAAAGGGAGUCGAUGAAUUGCUCGACGAUCAGCUCGAUCGACACCGAGAGCGUGCGCAGCAUGUCGAGCAAGUAUCGAGACAUUCACUCUUCCCGCUCCCGCGAUUCAUCGAUCGGCUCGAGGCCAUGCGUCGCGGAGAAGCCGCACUUUGUUCCCUGGCUGGCCGGAAAUACGGAGACAUCGUUCAACAAGAAGUACGUGAACCCUGAUAGGAUAUCGUUGAAGACGUCGGAAACGUGCAAGAGGAAGAUGUCGAGGAAAUUGAGCAACUCGUCCAAACAUCAAACCAGCAAACCGUCCAUUCAAAAUAAUUCGGGAUGGGUCGAUCAGAUGGUGAAAAGUCUGCCCCAAUUGGACAAGAAUUCGGCCAAGGAUGGGUUGAAGUUGGGUAUUAAGAACGAAGAGGCGAGAUCGAACAAUCAAAUUGGAAAACUGGAGGUGAUCAAAAGCGAAACUGAAAAGUUGGCGAAGAUCGAUUUACCAUCCGUAGGUAAUUUGUCGGCGAGGAACGAUUCGCUGACCCGUUCGCGCCGUUCCUCGAUUAAGAAUCCGUCCGAGGGGAGCUCGCCAAGGAUGUACACGCGGAGAACGAUCGAUUCCUUGAUGGAGAUGGCGGGAGAUUCCGGCGAGGAGACGAGAUUAGCAGCGCAGACCAGGUCGAAGAGGGCUACGAGCGAGGAUGAAAACGCGGAAGAGUGCUCGAGGAGGUUGUCGGGGAAACAGGAGCAGCCGGCUGAGAAACUCGGCAAAGUUUCGAGCGACAGGAAACAAGGCUCGCGAAACGUCAGCCCUGUGCUAUUGGCGAAACAACAGUCUGCGCCGAAACCGGAACUUUCCAUGGAAUCGUUCCCCACGAAGGACGAGAUUCGAGAAAACGUUCGCCAAACGGGUUUGGACAGGUUGAAGGGUAACGAGAAACGGAAAGAGACGUCGGAGAUGAACGUGAAAACGGCGAAAGAUGGUAUUAAGAGGUGUCAGGAUGGCCAACAGGCGAGGAUGGGUCAAAAUUCCCCUAGAUCGAACGCGUACGAGAGGAGGAACACGGCCGACUCGUCGACGAGGAGCAAGGAAGAGGAGAAGACGAGCGAGGUUGGAGGUCGUAGGAAAGCUUCGAGCGUGAUCAAGAAUUUUGGUAAAAGCAGCGCGAACAAGAUGCCCUCCGAAAAGAUGAAAAGCUUGCAUCAAAGGGCGACGGCUUCGAAAUUGAACACCGGUUUUCACGAUAACAGCGCUCGAUCGAUGCAGAUCAACAAGUCGAGCAAGCCGUUAAUGGGCGAGAUGAAGUGUUCGAGGGUUGGGAAGGUGGAGAAAGUCGGAUUCGAGUCGAUUAGGAUUCAAGAAUUGAAGGAAGACGACUUGAAAUUGCCGCGUCGUGACUCGAAGGCCGGCAUAGCUAUGCAGGCGGGAUUGAAGAAGUAUAUCAAGAAGUUGAAACGGGUGUUGUCCGAUCGCGACAACACGAAUAUCGGCGAGUUGGCCUCUUUGAGCCUUACCGACGCCAUCUUGCCCGAUCUUGAGUCGACGUUGUCGUCGGUCGAGGUCCAGGAGGUGCAGAAUCUGUUGAACAUGGCCGAGAAGAAGUCCGAGUUGUUGCAGAAGAAUAUUUCUGUAUUGUGAUAUGUUUUCCUUUCACCCUCUCUACAUGUAUAUAUUUUUCUUUCUUUUAAGCGAAAACAAUUUGUACCAUACCGAUGCCUCUCCCCCCUCCUCCUAUAUCGAAUCGAUCCGCAAUCUUUUUUUAAAGCAUUUUUUUGAUAUCCCUUCAAACGCUUACCAUACGAUUCCACUUGUUUUCACUUGAAGAAAACGCUCUGUAUCCAUCCAUUUCAUUGAUAUAUAUAUUGCAAUAAUUAUACAAAAAUUAUACAUCUCUCGAUUUGGCAACUUUUUGUGAAACAGACAAUUUUAUUUCUGUGAACGAAUCUUUAAAC